AUGUUGGAGACGAUUCCCUUGCUAGAAGCAUGUGUUAAGGAGGCACUGCGAGUUGCCGCACCGGCAAGAGGGAGACAUCCUCGGGUUGUGCCCCCAGGGGGGUGGACUUACAAAGGUCGAUAUCUCCCGGAAGGUACAAUCAUCAGUGGAUCUACCAUGUUCCAUUGCCUUGACCCAGCUGUUUAUCUUGAACCUUUAGAAUUCAGGCCAGAACGUUGGCUCGUUCAAGAUUCCAAGUCAAUGCAACAAAGUCUCGUACCAUUCUCUCAUGGCUCAAGAUCAUGCAUUGGGCAAAACCUCGCGAAAGCUGAGCUUUUCAUCGGUAUAAGCCAAGUUGUCAUGAAUCUGGACCCUGGAGAGUGCCUCGACUCAAGUUUAGACUAUAGCGAGUACUCAGGAAUAACCUUCCCAACGACACUUGUAAAAGUUACUCUGAGGCCGCGAAAAAAGGACCCUGAUGAAUUGCAAUGA
Messenger RNA from Cadophora gregata, 471 nucleotides. RefSeq lists its product as uncharacterized. The coding region runs from base 1 to 471 and encodes 156 amino acids. The transcript is spliced from 3 exons. The record is from RefSeq and is a predicted model, not a curated record. Gene Ontology annotation, molecular function: heme binding; oxidoreductase activity, acting on paired donors, with incorporation or reduction of molecular oxygen; iron ion binding. NCBI's taxonomy places the organism in Eukaryota, Fungi, Ascomycota, Leotiomycetes, Helotiales, Ploettnerulaceae.